Messenger RNA from Marasmius oreades (fairy-ring Marasmius), 1635 nucleotides. RefSeq lists its product as uncharacterized. The record is from RefSeq and is a predicted model, not a curated record. The coding region runs from base 1 to 1635 and encodes 544 amino acids. NCBI's taxonomy places the organism in Eukaryota, Fungi, Basidiomycota, Agaricomycetes, Agaricales, Marasmiaceae. The transcript is spliced from 14 exons.
AUGAUCUUUGUGAAUUUCUGUGCUUUGCUCGAAUUGCUACUAGUAGUUUUCUCCACAGCUUUCGCUGCCAAUCCGUUGGAUGUUCAUCUCACGACUGGAACCUUUCGAGGGGUUACACGGAACGACACGGAACAAUGGCUCGGCAUUCCAUAUGCAGUCCCACCUGUUGGAGCACGUCGUUUCAAGGCUCCUGUACCGCUCGAAGCAUUAGACUCUGCAAGUGAAUCUACAAUAGUGAAGGAUGCUUCGGAGUUCGGGAAUGCUUGUCCUCAGAUUCCGUCCGAAUCCUUGGGGGCACAGGUUGCCGAAGAUUGCUUGUAUCUAAAUGUGUGGCGGCCUCUAAACACUUCAAAUAAUGCAAAGCUUCCCGUUCUUGUUUGGUUCCAUGGUGGAGCGUACACCAAUGGCGCUGGAUCUCAACCUAGCCUUGUACCAACCCGUAUCAUCCUUCGAAGUGCAGCGGUGAAGAAGGCUAUUCUUUUCGUCUCGGUGAAUUACCGCCUCAAUACGUUCGGUUUCCUUGCAAGCUCUGUGAUCCCGAAAGAAGACCUCAAUGCCGGAUUGCUCGAUCAGAUGGAAGCUCUCAGGUUCCUCCAACGGAAUAUUGCUGCAUUCGGUGGAGAUCCCUCUAAAGUCACUAUAUGGGGACAAUCGGCAGGUGCGGGAUCCGUGGAAUCGAUGUUCCUGUUCUCAAAACCGGGAGAGCGUUUAUUCCGAGCUGGUAUAGCAGACUCGUCGACUGGGCCAUUUAAAAGUUCCCCUCCUCCCGCAACUUAUGAUAAACCAGGAAAGCCAUUCACUCGCCUUCUCGCAGCUACCGGCUGUGAUGCAGGCGCUGAUGCUGUACAAUGCCUCCGAGAUGUUCCUUUCGAGAAACUUCUGAAUGUCAGCAACGAAAUGAUAAGUAACACGCUUAAUAAUCAAUUGUGGCAACCCACGAUUUCUCCUGGAACACUCUUUUCUGCUCAAGCUUCCGAAAAGAUCAAAAGAGGAGAAUUUUUACAUCUUCCCUAUCUUGCCGGCACAAACGUAAAUGAGGGGGCCGGAUUUAGCGUCAGUCUACGUAACAAAGGUCUCGCCGGUCAAGCACAGGACGCUGCCUUUGACGAUUUUAUUAGUCGCCUCUUGAUCGACAACAGUACCGUGACUAAGGAUGUUCUGCAAGAAACUCACCGACUAUGGGCGGAGAAUGACAGAACUCUCGGCGCUCCGUUCAACACCGGUGAUUCCUUAUUCGACCGUGCUGAAUCAUGGUACACGGACGAGAUGUAUCUUGCUUCUCGAAGGCUAUUCUUUGAGCAUGCCGCUCCUAGGCAAGAUGUUUUCGCAUAUUACUUCCGAGAGUUCAUUCCUGGGAAUGAUCCGACCUUGGGUGUCGCGCAUGCUUCUGAGCUCCAACUGUUUUAUGGUCCGGUCCCGGAGGUCGAAGUCGAUUUUGCGAAUACAAUGACCGACUUCUACCUUAAUUUUAUCCACGAUUUGAAUCCUGGGCCCCAAUGGCCCAAAUACAAUCUGGGAACUCGACCAGUUUUACAACUCCUUCGUGGAAAUAUAACUGUCAUACCUGACGAUUGGGAUACGGAUAAGACGAGUUUCCUAAACUCCGAGCGCGUACUGAAAGAGUAUCAGAAAUAA